This is a messenger RNA of Fraxinus pennsylvanica, 2685 nucleotides long. Lineage: Eukaryota; Viridiplantae; Streptophyta; Magnoliopsida; Lamiales; Oleaceae. The record is from the annotation of a GenBank genome assembly.
AUGGCGGAUCGGACCAACAAUAGCAGCAACAGCAAUCCAGCAACUGCCGUAGCCAAGCCGAUAUGGAUGAAGCAAGCUGAGGAAGCCAAGCUGAAGAAUGAAGCCGAGAAAGCCGCCGCCGCCAAAGCCGCUUUCGAAGCCACCUUCAACAAAAAUUUCCAACAACCUGAGCAUCCACAAUCUCCUUCCGGCGUUUCGUCGUCUGAUUCAGAUUCUGAGGAAAUAUAUCGGGAUAGUAACCGGCCGGCAGGGCCAGUGGACCCUGCAAAGUGCACGGCGCAAGGGGCUGGUAUUGCGGGCGGGUCGGCUUGCGUGGGGGCAACUUUUAUCGUGGUGACCAAGGAUACGGAGGGAAGAAAGGUGAUGCGCGGCGGGGCACAAGUGAAAGUGCGGGUUGUGCCCGGGGUUGGGGUUGGGGGAUCGGAGCAGGAUGGGAUUGUGAAGGAUAUGGGUGACGGGACUUACACUGCCACUUAUGUGGUGUCAAAGCGAGGGAAUUACAUGGUGAAUGUGGAGUGCAAUGGGAAGCCAAUUAUGGGCAGCCCUUUUCCUGUCUUUUUCAGCUCAGGAACUCCCACUGGAGGGCUUCUCGGCAUGGCCCCAGCAGCUUCAUUUUCGAAUUUAGUUAAUCAAACCAUGCCGAACAUGCCAAAUUAUUUGGGUUCUGUGUCUGGUGCAUUUCCUGGUUUGCUCGGAAUGAUUCCAGGCGUUGUUUCUGGAGCUUCAGGUGGUGCUGUUUUGCCUGGAAUUGGAGCUUCUCUAGGGGAAGUUUGUCGAGAGUACCUUAAUGGACAGUGUGCUAAAACUGAUUGUAAGCUCAAUCACCCCCCUCACAAUCUGCUGAUGACUGCUUUAGCUGCCACCAGCACUAUGGGAACUCUCAGCCAAGUGCCCAUGGCACCUUCUGCUGCUGCAAUGGCUGCUGCUCAGGCAAUUGUUGCUGCUCAAGCCCUUCAAGCCCAUGCUGCUCAGGCCCAUGGUCAAGCUCGGCCCACAAAAGGGUCUUCUGGGUCAUCUGACGAGGAAAAGGCUGACUCCCUGAAAAAAACUGUGCAAGUUAGCAAUCUCAGCCCACUUCUAACAGCAGAUCAGUUGAAACAGCUCUUUGCUUUUACUGGCACAGUUGUUGACUGUACUAUCACUGAUUCAAAACACUUUGCUUACAUAGAAUACUCAAAACCUGAAGAAGCAACUGCUGCUUUAGCAUUGAACAAUAUGGAAGUUGGAGGACGUCCAUUGAAUGUUGAAAUGGCAAAAUCGCUUCCUCCAAAGCCUGUUUUAAAUUCACAAUCAUCUUUGCCGAUGGUGAUGCAGCAAGCUGUUGCCAUGCAACAGAUGCAAUUUCAGCAGGCUUUGUUAAUGCAACAGACACUGACUGCUCAGCAGGCAGCUAAUCGAGCAGCAACCAUGAAGUCUGCAACAGAUUUAGCUGCAGCUAGGGCUGCUGAAAUAAGUAAGAACUUGCAACCUGAUGGAAUUGUCGCUAAGGACAAGGAAUCAGAAAGAAAAUCUAGGUCACCGUCUGCUGAUCAUGCCAGGCCAAGGUCCAAGUCAAGAUCUCCUGUCGGUUAUCGUAGGAGUCGUAGGUCACUCUCUUUCUCACCACCACCCCGCAGAGCCAGAGAUUAUAGAUCCAGAUCACCAGUAAGAUCUCACCAUUACUCUAGCUAUGAAAAAGAUCGGAGAUCCUUCAGAGAUGGCAGUGAUAGAAGGAGGCAACACGAAUCACAUAGAUCGUAUGAUCGCCGCUCUCCUUUUUCCAGGAAAAAUAGGAGUAGGAGUGUGAGCCCUCGAACUAAGAAAUCAAAUCGAGAUGAUUCAGAAUCACCACCACGCCGCCGAGAAAGUCCAGCAGAGAGGACAAGGAAAUUAGCUCGUGCUGAUUCAAGAUCUCCUCGACAUCACAGGAGAAGGUCGCCAUCCUCAAAAGAUGAUGUAAGCAGACCAAUACAUAGAACACGCUCUAGGUCAAGGUCUGUUGAAUUUAAGCAUCAGUCUAGUGAUAAGAUAGAUGAUAACAGAGAAGAAAGUUCCAUGCAUCGGGUUAGGAGGCGCAACAGAUCAGUGUCAUCGGAGGAUCAGAGUCACAGACAAGGUAAAUUAUCUGGAAGAGCUUCAGAUGAAAGCAAAUUGAAAAAACACAGAAGACGUUCCAGAUCCAGAUCUGUGGAGAAUAAAUAUAGCUCUACUCAUAAAUUGGAUAGGAGGAGAGGAGAGAAAUCGAGACACCAUGAAACAAGGCGGUCCAGGUCAAGGUCCACAGAAGGAAAGCGACGUAAAUCCAGUAAGACUUCUCCAAAACGGUCCGAUGAUCGCAAAUCCAAACACCGAAAGCGCUCUAGGUCAAAAUCUGCAGAAAAUAAUCAUAAUAUCAAUGAUAUCGGUCUUGGGGUAAGUAAAGAUGAAGAUAUAAGUGAGACGCCCGUGAAAUCUAAAGAUGCCUAUGUGGAAAGUGAUACCAACUUGAAGAAUUCCAUGACUGUGAAGUUUGAUGAGGAUGGAAGUUAUGGAGAUCCAACUGUGCCUGUUUUUAGCAAACUUCUUAAUGAGCUUGAUGUAUGCUGGAUUAUAACCUCUCUAUCAGUAGGUGUUGAGGCUGCCGCUCUCUCCUUAAACCCUUCUCUUUUUUCAGGUUAUUGUGCAAAUGGCAUUCUGCAGCAAAAUGGGAACCCUGCUGAGGCGUAG